This is a messenger RNA of Nylanderia fulva, 1336 nucleotides long. RefSeq names its product cyclin-dependent kinase 20. The record is from RefSeq and is a predicted model, not a curated record. Gene Ontology annotation, cellular component: nucleus. Gene Ontology annotation, molecular function: ATP binding; protein serine/threonine kinase activity. Gene Ontology annotation, biological process: protein phosphorylation. Lineage: Eukaryota; Metazoa; Arthropoda; Insecta; Hymenoptera; Formicidae.
UCAUAUGCAUAUACGUAUGACAUAUCGUGAACUCUUCGUUGACAUGCGCAACAACGCGAAUGCAUGAUAAUGCAGUGUACUAUACUGGUAACCAUGGAAACUGUAAUGCACAUUUUCUUCAUAAGAUAAUAGUGUACUAAUUAAUCUCUCUAACGUCAAUAUAAAAAUAUGUUUGCAAAUAGUUCAAUUUUUUACAGAUGUUUAUUUAAUAAAUAUUUUUUAUUAAAUAAGGAUUCUUAUAUAUGUAAAGUUCAUAUAAGGAAUAUAUAGUUAAUAUGAAAUAGAAUAUGGAGAAAUACAUCAUCAAUGGUCAAAUUGGUGAAGGAGCGCAAGGCUUGGUCUUAAAAGCACGUGAUAUGUUUAAGGAUCAGGAUGUGGCAUUGAAGAAGAUCCUAAUUAAAAGGACCGAAGAUGGUCUACCUGUAUCCAUCAUACGAGAAGUGAAAAGUUUACAGCAACUUCAGCACCCUUAUGUUGUUGAAUUAUUGGAUGCUUUCCCGAGUGGCUUAGACUUUGUGAUGGUAUUUGAAUACAUGCCUACAGGUUUAUGGGAAGUGUUGAGAGAUGCUGACAUAUCCUUGACACAGACACAAAUUAAAACAUAUAUGAAAAUGUUGUUGGAGGGUAUGGCAUAUGUACAUGGAAAACACAUAAUACAUAGGGACUUGAAGCCUGCGAAUCUGUUGAUCAGCACUGAGGGUAUUUUGAAAAUUGCAGAUUUUGGCUUGAGCAGAUUGAUGUGGCAGGAUAGUUCGAAAGCGUAUUCGCAUCAGGUAGCUACAAGAUGGUACCGGGCACCAGAAUUGCUUUAUGGAGCACGAUAUUACACAUCCGCAAUAGAUAUGUGGUCGAUUGGUUGCAUAUUUGGCGAAAUGUUAAACACUUCUCCAUUAUUUCCAGGUGAAACUGACAUCGAGCAGCUAGCUAUAGUUUUAAAAUAUUUAGGCUCUCCUACAUCCGAAUCAUGGCCUGAAUUAACUUCAUUACCAGAUUACAAUAAAAUCAGCUUUGCUUAUCACAAAGGUACGACGUGGGAGAGUAUUAUUCAAGAUGCUCAACCAGACGCUAUUGAUCUAAUCAGGAAAAUUUUGAUUUACAAUUCGUCGAGACGCCUCACAGCUGAACAGGCAUUGUGUCACAAAUAUUUUUACUCCAAACCUUAUCCAUCAAUGAAGAAUUUAAUAAAACCACCACAGGAUCAUCGUUUGCGUGUAAAACCAAAAGAAAUCAAUCCAAAUGUACAAACAAGCACGCUUUUCGAAAAUCUUCUAAAUAUCAUGUAAUAAUGUUGUGUGUGUGUGUGUGUGUGUGUGUGUGUGUGUGUGUGUGUGUGUGU